This is a messenger RNA of Megalobrama amblycephala (Wuchang bream), 5606 nucleotides long. RefSeq names its product protocadherin-10. Gene Ontology annotation, cellular component: plasma membrane. Gene Ontology annotation, biological process: homophilic cell-cell adhesion. The transcript has 4 exons. Gene Ontology annotation, molecular function: calcium ion binding. Lineage: Eukaryota; Metazoa; Chordata; Actinopteri; Cypriniformes; Xenocyprididae. The coding region runs from base 2380 to 5289 and encodes 969 amino acids. The record is from RefSeq and is a predicted model, not a curated record.
GACUUUUGCACAGUAUAUAUAAAAAUUUGUAUAUGUUAUUGACUAUUUGAAUUUAAAAUAUAUCUAUAAAUAUCUGUUUAUUCAAUUGUCAGUUAUAUCUCAGACUAUUUGGAUUAUAAACAGUGGGCCUUUGUAGCUUAAUGCUGUUGUAGGUCAAUCCGCAUUUAUGGAGUUCACGGAAGGCUAAUGUAGGCUACAGACUAAUUUAAAAUCAUUAAACCACUCUCCUAAAAUCAAUUUAGGGUUAGAAAGAAAAUGAGCCUUUAAUUAGUGCCAGUCUAAUGUCUGGACCACAUGACACCCUAAAAUUAUUGGGGGUGGUUACAGUUUUUAAAUUUAAGUUUAUAUCUAUAUUCAGGUGUAUCUCUCGGUACAAAUUUAGAUUUGUAGGCUUUUUGCAGUAAAAAAGCUCUGUAUUCACAACAUGUGUUUUAUAUGGACACAGAGAUCUUUUUAGUGUUAAAAUGUCCUAAUAGAGUGCAGUGAAGGGGGGUUGGGGGAGGGGUUUUGGUUGGGGGGGUCCAAGCCCCCUAAUUAAAUUUUGAUCCCCUUAUGAUAAGUAUAGCUCUAUAGACUAUACUGUAGGCUAUAUACUAUCAGCAUUUUCAAAUGUUUUAUGAAUAAAAAAAGUUAGAUUACAAGUUAAUCGGAACUCGUGUUCGCUUUAGAAGAUAAGCAACAGUGCUUUCGUUUACGUUUUGUACACUGACAAAAUGUAAAUAGCUACUAUCAUUAACUGUAAUACAUAUUUAGUAGUGGUGUGAAAAAUGACUGACUUCAUUACCCUACUGACCUGGACAACAAUGACCAUGAAAAACAACUGUUUACACCACUCCACAAUCAUGUCCUCUUUUUGGCCAUUAAUGAGAGUAAAUGUGUUUGUUUGGUGUGUCGAUUUAAGUUGCUUUAUUUCCGACUCUGCUCUAUGCCAUUUAGUAUGCACUUAAGGUAAUGGAAAGCAGGAAAAUAUCAUGGAAACCCUGUAGUCUGCUGCUCAACCAAUCGCGAGCAGCUGGAUUAUUCCUCACAAAACCUUUUAAUACCUCUGUUCACUAAUGAUCCGGACCCGCGGCCCUUUAAUCCCCACUACAUUAAUUAAAAAGAGCACAAGCCCUUGGAAGAUCAUGCCAUCUGCUGCAGUUUCAUUCCACAGACAGAUUGUGUUUGGUACUUAUUUAAAACAGAAUUUCUUUACUUGUCAGGGAAGGCAGAAGGAAUGAGAAAGGGAUAAGUCUGCAGGAAUUAAAUGGGGGAAAAAAUAUAGAGUUCAGCUUCGUUGCCUACUUUUGUAACCCAUCACAUAUUUAUAAUAACAACAGCCUAAUGCUAAAUGUUAGUCUGAAUAUUAAAUGUAAUUCUCACUUUUGAUAUCUGAACUAAUAUCGAAAAUUGUUUAAGAUUAGGCCUAUUUUGUGUCACCUAUUUUGAUGCUUAUGGAACUUAUGUAGCCACGUACCUUUUCAACGCGCUCAUUGUGUUUGUGUUUCCACAGCAUGAAGGUAAGAUCUUACGGAUUUAAAAUCUUACUGGUCUACUGACAUUUAUGACAUCCCUUCAAACAUUGCAAUGCUCAUGAUAGCUUUUGUUAACUCUACAAUAAGUAAAUCCACUUCACCAGCUAGUUACUCUUCGACAGCUCUGCCAUAGAAAUAUAGGCUACAGAGCUACCGCUAAAAACAGAAGUUCAAAGACAAUUUCUAAAGAUGGCUGCGCCCUUGUUUCUCUGGCGCAUAAAGUCUAUAAAAACGGCUUGUUGGAUCCCACCCCACCCCAUUCAGGAUACAUACAUUAUUGGUUGAGGUUUUUAGCAUUUAAACACGUUGAAACACUUUGCAAGUUAAAAUAGCUGCCCUUAGUAUUCAAAGUUUUUAACUUACAAAAUGAAUUAUAAAAACGAGGUCUUGAAAAAGAUGGGCACCAUUCAGUAAAACGAAUGGCAAAUUGGAAUAAUAUUAUAAGUUAUUAUACUUUUUAUUAUUAUUAUUUAUUUAUUGUUUACGUAAUGGCGGUAGGAGAAAAGUAAAACCCCAACAACAUAUAAUUGUGAAACGAUCCGAAUUUUAACAGUCAAUGAAACAAAUUGAAAAAGAAGACACAAUAAAGUAUAUAAAAACUAGUGUUUAGUGUCCUGUCUCCCUCAUCCAAACACACGCACACUCUCUCACUCUUGCGCACGUGCCAUUGGCCACAGGCGCGCGCUCUAGUGCUAAAGUACAAGGUUCAGGGACUUACCACUUCAUUGUCAUUAGCGUGCUCAUUCUCUCUCGAAAUGUUACUGUGCGUUUGAGAGGAUUAUUGUCUACCAUUUCAAAGCUUUAACUAUGAGUGUUUUGUUUGGUCGUUUAUUUGAAGGCACGCAUUAGGAAGGAGCCUAUUUCAAUGGAGCUGUGGAUAUGGACAUGGCAGGUAACCUGCCUGGCGCUCAUCGCGUCUGUGAUGGAUGUAGUUCUGGCACAGAUUCGUUACACGAUCCCAGAGGAACUGGAGCACGGGGCUUUUGUUGGAAAUAUUGCGGAGGAUCUGGGAUUAGACACCAACAAACUCUCAAUCCGCCGAUUUAGAAUAGUCUCAGGUGCAAAACGGCAAUAUUUAGAGGUGAAUUUAGAAAACGGGGUUUUAUUUGUCAAUGAAAGAAUUGACCGAGAAGAGUUGUGCGAACAAAAUCCAUAUUGUUCAUUCCAUCUUCAGGUUGUGAUCGAAAACCCAUUAGAAUUGUAUAGGGUCGAAGCUGAAAUAUUAGAUGUCAACGACAACUCUCCUGUCUUUCCCUGGAGUGAAUUUAACCUGGAUAUCUCCGAAUCCGCCGCGCCUGGAUCGCGCUUCCCACUGGAAAGCGCGCAGGACCUGGACGUCGGUGACAACUCUCUGCGCUCGUAUUUGCUGAGCGUAAACGAACACUUCGUCCUGGAUGUCCAGACGCGCAGCGACGGCAGUAAAUUCGCAGAACUGAUUCUCGAAAGUCCGCUGGACCGGGAGCAGCAGAAGACUCACUUGAUGGUUCUUACAGCGGUGGACGGAGGCUCGCCCGAGAGGUCGGGCACUGCGCAAAUAAACAUAACUGUACUGGAUGCCAAUGACAACGCGCCUGUGUUCGAUCAGAACUUUUAUAAAGUGAAGCUGGCUGAAAACGCACCGCGAGGGACUGUCGUGAUAAAACUAAACGCCACUGAUCUCGAUGAAGGACCCAAUGGAGAGAUCACAUACUCUUUUAGCGGGCACGCUCCAAUGAGAGUGCGCGAGCUGUUCAGCGUGGAUUCCCGCACUGGGGAAAUCAAAGUAAAAGGAGUUAUAGAUUAUGAAAAAGCACGAAUGCACGAGAUUUAUGUACAAGCCAAAGACAAGGGACCGUCUGCGGUGGCAGUGCACUGCAAAGUGAUGGUUAACAUAAUAGACGUCAACGACAAUCUUCCUGAAGUGAUUCUUACAUCAGUAUCUACGCCUGUCCAAGAAGAUGCGCCCCCUGGCACAGUGAUAGCAGUAAUUAGCGUUAUGGAUAAAGAUUCUGGGGAAAACGGAAAUGUUGAUUGUGAAAUUCCUCAUCACGUUCCCUUUCAGCUGCACUCAUCUUUUAAAAAUUAUUAUACUUUAGUUACGUGUGAUUUUCUGGACAGAGAGACCAUUUCAGAGUAUAACAUCACUCUGACGGCGCGUGAUAUGGGCUCACCGCCUCUUUUUACAAGGAAAACAAUUUUAGUGCAAGUGUCUGACAUUAACGAUAACGCGCCUCGUUUCAAACAGCCAUCCUACACGGUCUACCUGACCGAAAACAACGCGCCAGGAGCCUCGAUUUGCACUAUCACCGCACAAGACGCAGACGCGGAUCAGAAUUCCUACUUAUCCUACUCUAUUCUAGAAAACGGCAUCCAUGGAAUGCCAGUGUCCACCUACGUGUCCAUCAAUUCAGAUAACGGCAACAUUUACGCACUGCGUUCUUUCGACCACGAGCAGCUCAGAAACUUUCAGAUCGUGGUUCAGGCCGAAGAUGCUGGUUUUCCGCCUCUCCGCGCGAAUGUAACAGUUAACGUGUUUGUUUUAGAUCAGAAUGACAAUCCUCCAGUCGUUGUAUACCCAAUGCCCGAGAAUGACACCGCAGCGGUUGUAGUUGUCCCUAAAUAUGCUGAUGCCGGAUACCUAGUGGCUAAAAUCACCGCCAUGGACGCGGAUGCCGGGCAAAACUCGCGUCUCUUUUAUGAAGUCCUCCAAGCUACAGAUCUCAGUUUGUUCAGUGUUGCGCUGUACACUGGGGAGAUCAGGACAAUUCGCCGGCUGAUGGACAACGAUCCCAGGAGGCAGAGGCUAGUAGUUUUAGUCAAGGACAACGGUCAGCCGCCCCUAUCGGCCACAGCCUCCAUCAUGUUGUCAGUUGUUGACAGCGUGCCAGAAUCCUUGCCUGAUUUUGGUGACCUCGCGCUCAGCCCUCAGUACAGGUCAGACCUCACGCUGUAUUUAAUCGUGUCUCUGGGCGCGGUUUCAUUCACGUUUCUUGUGGCUAUUAUUGUCCUGGCUACAAUUAAGGGACACAAGGACAGAAACUCGUGCUGUGGGUUUCAAUCUAAGGACCCCACCCGUGACGUCAUUAAAAAGUCUAACUUGAACAUUCACAUAUCACCUGGAUCAAAGGGACCCACGCACUGCGUGGAAGUAAACGCGAACAACCCAAUAGGUCAAAACUACUGCUAUAAAAUGUGUUUAACUCCAGAGUCAUCUAAAAGUGACUUCAUGUUCCUCAAGCCUUGUAGCCCGACGGGAAUAUCUUCCCGAAAUAACAUCAAGGAAAUGGAAAACAAAACUUUGACCUGGAGCCCAACCAGCCACAGUCAUGGUACAAGGAGUGGGACGACCUCUACAAACGAGCUCAGACAGGGUAACAAAGACCAAACACUGACCAAGAACCAGCUUAAUUAUACAUAUAAAAGUCAUACUCCAAUAAACACAGGAAGGACACUGCAGCGCAGACUGAUUCAGGACUCAGACAACUAUGCUUACACAUCUGUUCCACAGUACUGGACCUGGGGAAAUCACAUGCAUGAUUAUAAGACCUCACCUAAGGUUGGUGGCUUUCCAAACCACUCAUGGACACGUUACAACCAACAGGAUUCAAUUCAACCCUCACCAGACUAUCAACAUAAUGUUUACAUUCCUGGAACACCAUCAACACUCUGUACACUCAAGCUGGCAAACAAUGGGGACAUUGAAGUCUACAACUCAUUCUCAACUUUUGGCAAAAAGAAAAAGCCAAACAAUAGCCUUCAAGAGGACGCAGUAAUAACCAAUGAUUUUUUCAAAUAAUUUUUCCAGUUGUACUUUUCAUCUGUAGGUUACUUUCUGUAUAUAAGUUGUAUAUAUUUCAGUCAGAUUAUAUGUGCUGUAUAAUUUGCCUUCAUAAAUUUCACAACAAGAUAGCACUUAAAGUACUCUGAUAAUUCGUUUAUUUUUUUGCAUCAUUUUCCAGAUAUCUUCAGUGUUCAGAAACUUUCUGAAAGUAUUAAACAGAUGGUUGCUUUAAUUGUUAUUACCCAUAUUGGUGAGAAUUCAGGUUACAUUUUCCAAAAUGAUAUCCCUUUUAUUUCCAAAAUGUACAGAAUAAAGAAUAUUAUUAGAAUUUA